Molecule: messenger RNA, 1386 nt
Organism: Aedes albopictus (Asian tiger mosquito)
Lineage: Eukaryota; Metazoa; Arthropoda; Insecta; Diptera; Culicidae
Exons: 7
Coding region: 285-794 (169 amino acids)
Source: RefSeq, a predicted model, not a curated record
UUCAAACGUUAGUACCUACUUAUAUAGUAAUCAAGUUUUCAAUCAAAACAUAUCUGUAAGAAGGUAUAAGUUGCGAAUUAAAAGGAUUUGUGCAAGUGAUUAAUUGUGAACUGUGCACUGACUGAUAAGCCGUGGUGUGGGUUGUUUUGAUGACUUGCCGAUAAAGGCUGCCUAAAAAUAGAUAUAAACAUAUCAAGCAUUUGAAAUCAGUAGCAUUUGGAAUUCAUCGUUGGUAGUACUCUAAUAACAAGAUUGCGUUUUUUUUUCAACGUGAACUUCCGAAAAUGAACAACCUCUUGAUCGAUACGACUUCGUCGAGUAUAGUGGAAGAACCCAGCCAGGAUAACCAAGCAUUGGUUAUGUGUGAGACAACUACCAUUUCCGUUGAUUCAGAACCAAACAUUUCGAACAACUUCAACCUAGCAAGUAUGGCAAGAAAGAACGGCAUUUCCGGUAUUUUUGUUCGUUCUGAAUCAAGCAUUUCGAAUACAAUUCCGGCAAGUAUGGUGAAAGAGCAACUCACAUCCAGUCAGGAGAACACAGGAUUGCUUAAUGCGGAUGUGACGACUAGUAUUUCUGUCGACUCAGAAUCGAGCAUUUCGAACAAAACGAACCUAAUAAGUAUGGUGGAAGAACAAGACAUACCAAAUCAGGAUAGCCAAACAUCCAUCUCUAUCUUGUGGGCAAUUGCAAUGCCUCAACUAAUGAUGAUCUGGAAGGCAACAAUAAUUCUGAUGGCUUCUUUGGUCAAACUGACGUCGCUGGAUUCCAAGCGGUGGGUUCAUUGCGUUUGAAUUGGCUAGCGAUGUUCCGGAAUUCCUCCUUCGUAUCAAGGCCUACUGGACGGAGCGGAGAUGGUGCCGGGUUGUGAUCGAGAUCAUCGCCCUGGCAGCGUUUGUAGUUUCGGUGACCGAGGCCGAAAUCCUGUGGCGUUAUCAUGGUCCCUGUGGCAAAGCUGAUUACCAUGGUGGCCAAGGUUCGAGAUGGCUACGAAUGGUAUCUCGGGAAGAAGACGCAACGUGUGGAGUGGACUGAGAUAUUUGCUAUUUUGGCUGAGGUAUUGGAGUUGAUUGCCUGGUUUUUGGACGAAGAAGUGGACAAUUUUAUAUGCAAAAUAACAUCAGUUAUCAAAAACGUCUGGGCAUUUGAUGUCUUCGUCAGCAUUGCCAUUUACGGUAUAAAAAAUAUAAAAAAAUAUAAAAUAUAUAAAAUAUGUAGGACAUAUAUUUUAUACAUAAAAUUUAGAAGAACAUCCAACGAGAUUAGAAGCGAUAAUAUCGAGUUGGAAGAAAUAACUACUUUUGCUUGAUACUUUUCUGUUAAAUUCUGAAAUUAUUACGAAUUAAUGUGCCUUGAAUAAUAUAUGUUCUACUUAUACAUACACAA